Molecule: messenger RNA, 1998 nt
Organism: Anopheles bellator
Lineage: Eukaryota; Metazoa; Arthropoda; Insecta; Diptera; Culicidae
Product: tetraspanin-9
Exons: 7
Coding region: 383-1195 (270 amino acids)
Cellular component (GO): membrane
Source: RefSeq, a predicted model, not a curated record
UCCUGCACAAGAAGAAGAAGAAGUUUAAGCUUCAGGCUCAAAUCGUAAUCAAGAAAUACGUUUUUCGGUUGAGGUGUUCGGACGUGUUGAACGCAGGAAACAACGAAUUGCACUCAGAUUCACGAUAAUAGUCCAGCUAUCAGCGGAUAAUAGUGUCAAACAGUGCAGUAAUCAACGAAUAAGUACAGCAUCCGGACGGAGGAAGUGCCUUUGUAACGUUCUGAAUUUCGAGUUCGGAUUCCAGUAGCUGCGUCGAAGCUGCAGCAUUGAGUCAUCCGCUUGCCAUAGUCCCAAAGCUACAGUGAACGCGACGCGCAUUGAAUCCAACACGAUCUUUGACCAACAACCAUCAACAUUCCACUAAUAAACGAUCGUCAACAGUAUGGGGUGUGACUGUGAAACAUGUUUAGCGAAAACGGUACUCUCCGUGUUCAAUUUCCUCUUCUUUGUUCUCGGUACCAUCGUAUUAGGCGUAGGAAUAUGGCUAGUCACUGAUAAGACAUCGUUUAUAGCCUUACUGAAAAUGGUUGAAAAUGAUCAGCUGGAGCAUUUCACGCAACCCGCGGUCAUAGAGCAGCUGGCCUAUCUCCUGAUCGUGAUCGGAUCGGUGAUGUUUUUCCUCAGUUUUCUUGGCUACUGUGGUGCGAUCAGGGAAAGUCAGUGUCUCCUAACGACGUAUGGUCUCUUUGUGCUCGUAAUUCUGGUGGCGGAAGUGACGGCUUUUGGGCUAGCGGCUGCUUACAAGGAUCGUGCCCGGACGGAGACCAAAAACUACCUCCAGACAACAAUUUCCAACUACUACACGAGCAACGACCGCAACCAAACCGCAGACGCCGUAACUUUGAUGUGGGACUACAUGAUGUCCGAGUUGCAUUGCUGUGGCGUGGACGAUUACCGAGAUUUUAGCCUUUCGGAAAAGUGGAACGAGAGCAAGCGCGACAAGAUUAUCCCGGUGGCGUGCUGCGUGCAGACUUCGCUGUUCCAACCGCAGGACCAAAAUUGUCCCUUCUCACCGACCGAAUCUAAUAGCUACUUCAAGAAGGGAUGCUAUAUGGCACUAACCGAUUGGAUCCUGUACAACAGAAACCUGGUGAUCAUCGUGGCCAUCGCUGUUGGACUAACGCAGUUGCUGGCCAUUUUCCUGGCAUUCUGCCUUUGUAAAUCGAUCGAGAAAUAUCGAGGAAUGCGUCUGUAAAAUGUCUCACGGCAACGACUCUGCACACCAAACGUAUCACCCACCUGCCCACACACAUACACACUAGGGACGAAACACUGACAAAUGAGCGUACACUACCAUACACACACCGAUAAGUGCUUUCAUUGUUCGCUGGUGUAGCGAUAGACCGGUCGGUAGAAGUUUCUACACCGAGGGGUAUGAAAACCGAUCAAGAGGGACCACCAGGACCAGAGCAAGCAAGACUUGAUAUAAUAUUGUUUUCGUUUUUUGACGAAGUUGUGGCGUAAGCAAUCGAAGUUUCAAUUGUGACUGUCACUGUAGCAAUAGUUCCCAAUCGGGUCGAAGGAGGGGUGAAACAAAGCUAUUAUUGGCCGCCAUCCAUGGUUGUUAACGGUUGGAAAAGGAAUCUCGUAGAUUGUUAUUAUUCGUUGUGGUCAUUUGAGAAGAAUCUCAUGAAGAGAAUUUAUUCGGAAACGGCCAAUACUGCCCUCUGUUAUGGUAGACUAGUGGCAAGAAGGGAGAACGGGCAGUACAUAGAAUACCAAAUUAUACACCGCCCUCAUUGGAAAUUGAACAACAAAUAGCAGUGCGCAGUGAGUGAGCUUAGGCCCUUGAUUAAAUUUGUUCCACUUGCGAUCAACAUUUUAUGACAGUAGCAUAGGUUAAAUGAUUUUUCUUCCAAAUAAUAUCGACAUCGCAUUGUGCGCAAUUAUUGUUGUAUAAUUUUUUUCAUGCCCAAUCCAACUUGUUAAGUAAACUAAAUUUAAGAGACGUAACAUUUAAUUUAACGAUAAAAGCGUAAUAAACUAAAUAAACCAAAC